CAAAACGAAAAAGCCAUUCUCUUUCCUAUCCUUAAAAAGUCAACAAAGAGAGUGGGGAGAGAGGGAUGAAGAACAAAGAUCAGGAGAAGGCUUCGACCAUCAACGUUUCAGCCCUUACUUGUAUAGAUCUCGCCAGCCCUGAUCUUCAUCGAUCAGCUGUUUUGCUCAAGCAGGCAUGCUUGGAGUGCGGAUUUUUCUAUGUCAUAAAUCAUGGUUUAAGUGAGGAGUUGAAGGACGAUGCUUUUGAGCAGAGUAAGAAAUUCUUUGCUCUUCCUUUGGAAGAGAAGAUGAAAGUCUUGCGAAAUAAAAAGAACCGAGGAUAUUCUCCUGUCCUUGAUCAAAUCUUAGAUCCUGAGAAUCAAGUCCACGGAGACUACAAAGAGUGUUUUUUCAUUGGAAUCGAAGGUCCCAAAGAUGAUCCUCAUGGGGAUAAGCCAUUUUAUAGCCCAAACACGUGGCCUGAUCCUGAUGUUUUGCCCGGAUGGAGGGAGACCAUGAAGAAAUAUCAUCAAGAAGCAUUGAAGGUUUGUAAGUCUAUUUCGAGAAUCUUGGCAUUGGCGCUCAACUUGGAUGUGGAUUACUUUGAUACGCCAGAGAUGCUUGGAAAUCCCAUUGCAGUUAUGCGGCUGCUUCAUUAUGAAGGGAAGUCUGAUCCCUCAAGAGGUAUCUAUGCAUGUGGAGCACAUUCUGACUUCGGCAUGAUGACUCUUUUAGCAACCGAUGGUGUAAUGGGGCUACAGAUAUGCAAGGAUAAGGAUGCGAAGCCUCGGAAAUGGGAAUAUGUACCAUCGAUCAAAGGAGCAUAUAUACUGAAUCUUGGUGACUUGCUGGAACGUUGGAGCAACGGCUUGUUUAAAUCCACAUUGCAUCGGGUUCUUGGGAACGGUCAGGAUCGAUAUUCCAUUCCAUUCUUCGUGAAACCGAGCCAUGACUGUCUGGUUGAAUGUCUUCCUACCUGCCAGUCCAAAAACAACCCUCCCAAAUAUCCAGCUAUCAAAUGUUCGACGUACCUCACCCAACGUUACGAAGAAUCACAUGUGGAUUUGAGCAUCUACGGAAAACAAACCCAAGAGUGAAGCUUAUAAUCUACGCCUUCCCCGAUUAUAUAUGAUAUGGUUUGCAAGUCUUGUUUGGCUUAUUCACCAAACUUAUCCACAAUAAUGAAGAUCCUUUGGAUUAAUUAAAUGUAAUCAAUUUUCAUUUUUAAUUUCAAAGUUAAUAUUGCACUC
Brassica napus (rape) is the source of this 1229-nucleotide messenger RNA. RefSeq names its product 2-oxoglutarate-Fe(II) type oxidoreductase hxnY-like. The coding region runs from base 66 to 1076 and encodes 336 amino acids. The record is from RefSeq and is a predicted model, not a curated record. NCBI's taxonomy places the organism in Eukaryota, Viridiplantae, Streptophyta, Magnoliopsida, Brassicales, Brassicaceae. The transcript is spliced from 11 exons.